Molecule: messenger RNA, 1446 nt
Organism: Erythranthe guttata (spotted monkey flower)
Lineage: Eukaryota; Viridiplantae; Streptophyta; Magnoliopsida; Lamiales; Phrymaceae
Source: RefSeq, a predicted model, not a curated record
AAGGUAAUGUCUUCCAUUAGCUAUAAUCAGAAACCAAAGCAUACGUGUUCAAAACCAGAACCAUAUCUCCAUCACUAUCAAUUAUCAGUUCGCUUCCAUGGAUGGACCAUAUUUCAGCAGCACUUACGCACAUGAAUCGAGAACUCGUUGCUUCAAUUUCCCUCCAUAUAUAUAUAUACAGGAAUUUUUGCAGAAAUUAAUAUCGGGUAAAUUUGGGGGAAAAAUCAAUGGCUUUGCAUUUGAGCAGCGCUUGCUUCUCUGCUUUUAGCGGGAGUAAAGUUCGUGCAGUUAGAGCAGUGGCUUCUGAGCAGGGCGGCGUUUCCGUGAAGACAACCGAUGAGGGGAAGGUGAAAUUGGGCGGUUCGGAGUUGAAGGUGACGAAGCUAGGGCUUGGAGCUUGGUCAUGGGGCGACACAAGCUAUUGGAAUAAUUUCAAUUGGGAUGACAGGAAAUUGAAGGCUGCAAAGUCAGCUUUCGAUGCCAGCAUCGACGGUGGUAUAACAUUCUUCGAUACUGCAGAGGUUUAUGGCUCACGGAUGUCGUUCGGUGCUAUCAGUUCCGAAACACUACUUGGAAGAUUCAUCAAAGAAAGGAAAGAAAGGGAUCCCGAUUUUGAGGUGGCUGUAGCUACCAAAUAUGCAGCUUUACCAUGGAGAAUCGGUCGAGAGAGUGUUAUUUCUGCUCUCAAAGAUUCUUUAUCUCGUCUCGAAUUGUCUUGUGUUGACCUAUAUCAGCUCCAUUGGCCAGGAAUAUGGGGCAACGAAGGAUAUAUCGACUGUCUAUCCGAUUCUGUGGAGCGAGGUCUCGAGAAAUCUGUUGGAGUAUCACACUACAGCGAGAAGCGUCUUCGUGAGGCAUACAAUCAAUUGAAAAAGAGAGGUAUACCUUUGGCUUCAAACCAAGUAAACUACAGUCUGAUAUAUCGACUCCCCGAGGAAAACGGUGUCAAAUCGACCUGUGAUGAACUCGGUAUCACCUUAAUUGCAUAUUCGCCACUUGCUCAAGGUGCACUUACGGGGAAAUACACUCCAAAUAACACUCCGACCGGUCCUAGAGGAAGUAUUUACACCCCCGAAUUCAUGACUAAACUACAACCUCUAAUAAACCGGAUAAAGGAGAUUGGAGAAGGCUACGGCAAAACCCCAACUCAGGUUGUCUUAAACUGGCUCGUUGCUCAAGAAAACGUGGUCCCGAUCCCGGGGGCCCGCAAUGCGGAACAAGCACAAGAAUUCGCCGGUGCGGUGGGAUGGACACUUAGCAACGACGAAGUCGAAGAGCUGAGAUCAAUGGCAUCACAAGUAAAACCAGUCGUUGGUUUUCCAGUUGAGAAGUUAUAAAGUUUAUACAAGCCUUAUAUUAUAGUAUGAAUUAUAUACAACUAAGGUAUAUGUUAGUAUACUGUAUAGUGUGAAUCUUGAUUAUUUCAAUAAUAUUUUUGUGGUUAAA